UGUUCCAUCCAUAGUCCACAGUUCUCUUUGUGCAGUUUUAGAAGUUGGAAACUCAAACACUGUUCACCAUGAGACUUUGGCUUGUCCUUGCUGUCGUGUUACUGAUCAUUCAGUGUCAAAAAGUGCUUAGCUGUGGCGGAGGUAAUGGUAGUGGCGGCGACGGCGGCCAAGGUGGAGGUGGUGGUGGUGGGGAAGGCGGUGGUGGCGGUGGUGGAGGCGGAGGAGAUGGCGGCGGCGGCGGCGGCGACAAACCCCGAGUGGUUGGUAAGCAGUUUUCUCGCAUGUUCUCCAUAUUAAGUGAAGCAAAACGGAAAAUAGUUCACUAAGGAGGAAUCCCGCCCCAUGCAUGCGAUAGAACGGUACUAUGUAAUAUUCUAUAGCAUUUACAUUGAGAGAAAAACUAACAUAACUUUGAAGAAAAUUAUUUGUAACAAUGCAAUGUUUGAAAAACUUUUAACAACAGGGACUAUAUUGAACUCGUAUGUCUCAAAAAACAUUGUUUUCAUUUUUCCUCAAAGACAAAUUAGUUUCUUAUUCUUGCCUUCCCAAUAAAAAACAGAUGAAAGUGUGUUCUAAACUGAUGCUGUACCGUUCAUGACUUACUUUCAUUUAAGGAUGGGGAAUUUGUGUACUCCAACCUGAGUUUUGUGUCUUCUCGUUGUUGUACUAAGAGAGAUAAACUUAGCCCUUGAUAACGGCCUUUUAAACUGUAUUUUGUUUGCUUUCUAGGGCCAACCAUCCCUGAAGGUUUAGUGCCAACAACUGAAGCAGGUAGCGGUUCUGGUGACGAUGACAAAUGAGGACUGAACAAGAUUGAAGAAUCAAGCCCUUGCUGCCUUUAUUCUAACAAAUAAUCAAUGAAGUUACAUGAAUUGCCGAUAUGGAGUUCAAUUUUAUGUAAUAAUCGUAGUGGUAGAUUUACAAAGUAAUGUAAAACGGAAAGGUAAUAAAAGUUACAGGAACAUGAUCGGCUUGCUUGUCAUAGCACAUGUCCUUGCUCUAUGCCUGAAACAACACACGUCCCACGGUCUCUUAGACAAACACUUCGCUAAUGAUGAAACAAGAUCCCAUGAACAGC
Orbicella faveolata is the source of this 1078-nucleotide messenger RNA. RefSeq lists its product as uncharacterized. NCBI's taxonomy places the organism in Eukaryota, Metazoa, Cnidaria, Anthozoa, Scleractinia, Merulinidae. The record is from RefSeq and is a predicted model, not a curated record.